UUAUUGGGGUUAUUGGAUCCUCCCCAGUUGAGGAAGGAUGGUGAAGUGAUCAUUGGUGGAAUUUUCUCAUUCCACAACAGCUGGGAAGAGACCAUACCCACCUAUACAUUAAUGCCAAAGAAGCCACAUUGUAAGAGUCUGAGCCUCAGAGAAUUUAAAAAUGCACAGACCAUGGUGUUUGCCAUUGAGGAGAUCAACAACCGGACUGACAUUCUUCCUGAAGUCACUCUCGGCUAUAGAAUCUAUGACUCCUGUGGUUCUAUAGAAAUGGCAAUUAGAGGUGCUUUGUCUUUAAUUAAUGGAUAUGGAGGUGGCACAGAGUCUAUAUACUGCUCAAAACCUGAAACAGUACAAGCUAUAAUAGCAGAAACAUCUUCAACUCCAACUAUUGCCAUUUCUGCCACCAUUGGGCCUUUGCAUAUACCUUUGAUCAGCCAUUUUGCAACAUGUUCAUGCCUCAGUGAGAAAAGAAAGCAUCCGUCUUUCUUCAGGACUAUCCCCAGUGAUUACCACCAGAGCAGAGCACUAGCCAAGCUGGUCAAGCACUUUGGUUGGACCUGGGUGGGGGCUGUGUGCAGUGACAAUGACUAUGGGAACAAUGGCAUGAAAACAUUCAUAAAAGAAGCAAUGCAAGAGGGAAUAUGUGUAGAGUUUUCUGAGGCAUUUUUUAGAACGAACCCUAGAGAAAAUAUUUUGAGAAUAGCCAACAUUAUUAAAAGUUCAAGCUCAAAAGUCAUUGUGGCCUUUGUUUCUUAUUCUGACAUGGCGGUCCUUCUAAGAGAACUGUCCCUGCAGAACAUCACUAGUUUACAGUGGAUUGGUAGUGAAUCCUGGAUUUCUGACGUGAAUAUUGCCACAGGAGAAUGGAAGCACUUACUUGAAGGAUCCAUUGGUUUUGCCAUCCCAAAAGCAAAAGUCCCAGGCCUGGGAGAAUUUUUAACCCAUCUCAACUCAUCCACGGAAAUACCUCUAUACAAAGAAGUGUGGGAGGCAAUUUUUCAGUGUAGGUUAUCAAAAUCAGACAAAGUUGAGAGCACAAACAUAUGCACAGGCACUGAAAAUCUGGGUGAUGUUCAGAAUGAGUACACAGAUAUGUCAGAAUUACAAAUUGCCAGUAAUGUUUAUAAAGCUGUCUAUGCUGUAGCUCAUGCUCUCAGUAACAGGCAUGCCUGUGCAAAGAAGGAGCUUCACCAAGAGAGCACUCAUAUGUGCAAAAAUACAAUAAAUGAGUCAGAACCGUGGCAGGUUCUUAAUGACUUGAAGAGAGUGCAUUUCUCCAUUGCGACUGGAGAGGAGGUAAACUUUGAUGAGAACGGAGACCCUGCAGCAAGAUAUGACCUCCUGAAUUGGCAGCAGGGUCCGCAUGGACAAACUAAAUUUAUCAAAGUGGGUUUCUAUGAUGCUUCUUUACAAGAAGAUCUUCAGCUUUCAUUCAAUAACAUCAAAAUUAUCUGGACACAAAAACAGUAUAAUGUGCCUGUGUCAGUGUGCAGUGAGAGCUGUCCUCCAGGCACUAGGAAAGCUGUACAGAGAGGAAGGCCUGUCUGCUGUUAUGACUGUAUACCAUGUGCUGAGGGAGAGAUCAGUAAUGAGACAGAUUCCAUAACAUGCUUCAAAUGUCCACUGGAGCUUUGGUCAAAUGAACUACAGAAUGACUGUGUCACAAAAUUCAUAGAAUUUUUGUCAUUGAAUGAAAAGAUGGGAAUAAUUGUGGUGGCAUUUUCAUUGUUGGGUGUGAUUUCCACAAUAGGCAUUGCUAUAAUUUUCUCUAUGCAUAAAGACACACCUAUUGUGAAAGCCAACAACUCAGAGCUGAGCUUUCUCCUGCUCUUUUCUCUAACACUGUGUUUUCUCUGUUCACUUACAUUCAUUGGUCGACCCUCUGAGUGGUCCUGCAUGUUACGCCACACAGCUUUUGGCAUCACCUUCGUCCUCUGCAUCUCCUGUGUUCUGGGGAAAACAAUAGUUGUGUUAAUGGCCUUCAGGGCUACACUUCCAGGCAGUAAUGUCAUGAAAUGGUUUGGGCCCCUACAGCAGAGACUCAGUGUCCUUGCCUUCACUCUCAUACAGGUUCUUAUUUGUAUGCUGUGGUUAACAAUAUCACCUCCAUUUCCGUUCAAGAAUAUGAAGCACUACAAAGAGAAGAUCAUUCUAGAAUGUGAUGUGGGUUCAGCUGUAGGUUUCUGGGCUGUGCUGGGUUAUAUAGGACUCCUGGCUGUCCUGUGUUUUGUGUUGGCUUUUCUGGCCCGCAAGCUGCCUGAUAAUUUCAAUGAAGCCAAAUUCAUCACAUUCAGCAUGCUGAUUUUCUGUGCAGUGUGGAUCACCUUUAUCCCAGCUUAUGUCAGCUCUCCUGGAAAGUUCACUGUGGCUGUGGAGAUAUUUGCCAUUUUAGCUUCCAGCUUCAGUUUACUAUUUUGUAUAUUUUUACCAAAAUGCUACAUAGUUUUGCUAAGACCAGAAAGGAACACUAAAAAGAAAAUUUUGAGUAAGCUGUAA
Chanos chanos (milkfish) is the source of this 2496-nucleotide messenger RNA. Its product is annotated as extracellular calcium-sensing receptor-like. The record is from RefSeq and is a predicted model, not a curated record. NCBI's taxonomy places the organism in Eukaryota, Metazoa, Chordata, Actinopteri, Gonorynchiformes, Chanidae. Gene Ontology annotation, biological process: G protein-coupled receptor signaling pathway. Bases 112 to 2496 code for a protein of 794 amino acids. Gene Ontology annotation, cellular component: plasma membrane. Gene Ontology annotation, molecular function: G protein-coupled receptor activity. The transcript has 6 exons.